ACUUCCGCCCUCGCCGACGGGGGCCUCAGCUCCGGGAAGGCGGCGAGGCUGCUCUCCUGAGCCGAGGCCCUCGGUGCUGCUCGCGGCCCGGGCCGCCCUCCCCAGGCUGGAGAGAGGCGGCCGGGAAGUGGGAGCGCGGGCGGCCGAAGGCUGGGCCCGCCCCCGGCUGCCGAGUGUCUGACGCCCAAAGGUGCCCCGGACGGGGCGGGGCUGACGGCCGCGCCCCCAUGCCUGGGGCCUCAAACACCUUGGUAAAGGUGUCCUUCCGACCGGUCAGUGUAAGCAGCUGGCAUGCGGGAGCUGGGUGGGGUGCACCUGCAGUUUGCCGUUUCACCCCGCAGGGUGGUCGGGUGGACGGCGCUGCUUUAAAUCGGAAGUAGGUUGUUUUUUGGUUUGGAUUUUGGUUUUUAAACCUGGAAUCCCUACUGACCUCGGGGUCUUUCUGUCACCGCCUUCAGAGUUUCAGAGCUCACAGGUACGCACCGCCGUACCUCGCUUCCAUCAUUUUGUUCCCAUGUAUGUCUGUGUGGGACGUUUGGGUUUCUCUCUAACAUUCAUUGCAGGUUACUUUGAAAACGUACGCUUUUGUCGGGCUCAGCCAUUCUGAACGGGCUCUGCCCUCAAGGAUUCCCUCCGAGCAGUGACUUUCACUUGGUAACGUGGGAGCAAAUUGGAGGAAGCUGACCAAAGUUUUUCUAUGGGGGAGGGAGCAAGUACUGAGGGAAAUCACAAGGAGCCAUUCUUUUACCCAUUCCUACGACUGCCUUUUCCUGACCCACCCAUCGUCUUGAAGUCGUGAGAUUCUAGGAAGUUGUGGUUGAGUCAGACAUAACUUCUUUUGUUUUGUCCUUUUUGCCCUCCUCGAGACAGGCCCAGUCUGGCCUUGAACUCCAGUUGAAGCAAUAUUCCUGCUUCAGCUGCGUGAAAAGCUGGGACUGCAAGUGUUCACGGCUUGCCUUAAUGGGGCAGGCCUGAGAGUUCUGUAGUUAGGAGUAACUUAUGAUGCUCUGGAGUCAUCUUCAGCUAAUGACCUACCCAGUGAAGCUGGAAAUCAAAGCUUCUGUUAGUACCCCUCAACUAGCAAGCUUUUUAAAUUUGUCUCCUGAUUAUCUUUGCAUAUUUGCCCUUCUUCAUUUUCUUGGUAUAGAGACCCCAUCCCCUUUCAUGGAUCUACCUUCCCCUGGGCCAUGUUUCAAACUGCUCCUGGAAGGAUUGUCGAAAACGCAGUACCUCGGGAAGAGAAGGUGCUGAGCAUCAGGUUUGUGGUUGGUUAAUUAAAGGUUUUAUUGAGACAGGAUCUCUGCAGCCCCAUCUGGCCUCAGACCUACAGUGAUCCGCAUGCCUCAGCAGGAUUAUAACAGUGAACCACCGUUCUUCGUAUUCUCCCUGUGUAGGCUCUCUGUGAUUCCCUGCUUACCUGGCUAGAGAACUCAGCUCUGAACAGUGCAGAUAACAGUUUUCAUGUAAGUCUUUUCUGUACCUCUUCCUUUGUUUAUAGCACUUCAUCUCAUUCCUUUCAAGAAGACUAAUUUAUCCCUUUUUAUCUUCAGAACUUAGUAGGGUUCUUGUAUGUGCUGGGCAGUGUAAACAUGUUCCUUGGACAAAUAGGUAUAGCUUAUAUUCCUGAUGAGAGUUUGUUACCAGACUAGCUACCCAGGGCCAGUUCAUGCACGUGGAUGGGCAGUACCAGGGGUAGCUCCUGACUGUGCUGUACUCUGUGCCCUCUUUAACCAUACUAGUUCUACAAUCCAGUUGUAAAACUGGAUUCCAGUAUAACUUGGAACUGUGCUGCCAGCAGGGUUACCUAUGGUGUAAUUUUGGAAGAUGUUCAGGUUUUGUCUCAAACAAACAAACAAACAAAAAAAAACACACAAAAGGUUGUGGUGGUUUGAAUGAAAUGCUGCACAGUGUCUCAGGCACUCAAGUUUUUGGUUCCUAAUUAGUGGCAGUAUUUGGGGAGGUUUAGGUGUGCUCUUGUUGGAGAGUGGCACUAAUGGGUCUGGGGGCAGGGUUUGAGAGUCUGCUCAGCUUCUUGCUUGCGGUUCAAGACAUGACCCUCUGGAAACUGUACGUGCAAAUAAACUUUUUUGUAACUUGCCUUGGUCUCUUGUUUUAUCACAGCAAUAGAAAAUCAAUACAAAGGUGAAAGUCAUCCAAGGUCAUCCUCUGACCUCCACAUGUAUGUGAACCCUCACAUGCAUGUGCAGAUACAUAACACACAUGAAGAAUAAACUUACCUUUACCUGGAGGGAAAAGCCUUUGCCUCCUGAGUGCUGGGAUUCUAGGGACGCACCAGUCAUGCCCAAGUUUGCUCCACAAGAUCUUUUUUGUUUGUUUUUUGAGGCAGGGUUUCUGUGUGUGUAGCCUUGGCUGUCCUAGACUCACUUUGUAGACCAGGCUGGCCUCAAGCUCACAGAGAUCCACCUGCCUCUGCCUCCCCAAGUGCUGGGAUUACAGGCAUGUGGCUCCUUGCCCAGCUGCUCAACAAAAAUCUUAAAAGAGCUGUGAACAUACCUUCCUGCCUGUGCUGGCUUGUUUUAGGUAAACUUGACACAAGCUAGAGUCGUUUGGAGAAAGGAGCCUAGUUGAGAAGAUGCUCCCACCAGCUGGGCCUGUGGACAAACCUGUGUGCAUUUUUUUGCUUGAUGAUUGAUGUGGGAGGGCCCACUCACUGUGGGCCGUGCAGGUGCUAGGCUGAUGGUCUUGGGUGCUAUAAGAAAGCAAGCUGAACAAGCCACAGGUAUCAGGCUGGUAGGCAGCAUUCUUUCAUGGCCCCUGCAGCAGGGGAAAACUUCUAGUUUUCUCUCUUGAGUUUCUGCCCUGAGUUACGAACUACACGCUGUAAAAUAAAAUAAACCCUUUCCUUUCCAACUUCCUUAUUGCUGUGGUAUUUUAUCACAGCAAUAGAAACCCUAAGACACUGCCCUUCUCUUUUUGUCAUUCCCCUAAACUGGUUCUUCCUUUCAAAUGAGACUUGCAGCCCAUCUCCCAGUCUCUCCUUUGUUUCUAGCUUCCUUCUCCAUAUAAUGGAGAAGCCACAUUCCAUCAUUUCAGCCACAUUCUUAGCUGAGGUCUUUGUUUUGUUCUGAGGCAGGUUCUCAAAGUGGUCAGUAUGUAUAGACCAGAAUAGCCUUGAAUUCACUGAGAUCAUCUGCCUAUGCCUCCUAAGUGCUGGGGUUAAAGGUCUGUGAGUGUGUAUGUAUGCAUAUGUAUACACGAGUGUACACAAAGGUCAACCAUGCUGUCUCACUGGAACUAGGAGCUCUCUGAUGUGGCUAGGCUGUUUGGCCAGGGGUUUCCUUGCUUGUGCUCUGCUAGCCUGGCAGUCCUAAGUAUGCAGUACCCUCCAGCUUCUUACAUGGGUGCUAGGAAUUUAACUCAGAGCUUGAUGCUUAUGCAAGUACUUUAUUGAUGAGGGUUUCUCCAGCCCCAUCUUCUCAAACAUCUGUCAUCACUGAGUGCUCUGUGCAGCCUAUAGGGCAGGUGAUGUAAGGUGAACUGGUUACAGCCAGUUGUGGUUGUGCAUGUAAUCCCAGUGCUUGGGAGGCUGAAGCACUAGAGGGAUGAGUUUGAGGCCAGCCAAGACUAAAGGAGACCUUCAAAACCAAGAGAUGCUGAGUUCUGAAGGGAAAGUAGGGAUUUGCCGGAAGGAAAAGAAAAUGGAGAAGUAUUUCUCUUUGGCUGAAACAUGUGGCUGCUAAGUUGGCCAAAACUGGACCUGGUGGUACAGGCCUGUAAUGCUCACUGCUAUGAAGGCCCAGAUAGUCAGUCCCCUUAUUGCAGGCUUGGUGCCUGCCUGCUCAACUUAAUGAAACUGUCAAAAGAAAAAGAAGUUGGAAUAUACCAACUUUAGUAGUAGGACUUUUAUUUGCUUGGCAUGUGAGAGGCUGUAGAUUCAACCCCUGGCACUUAAGGGUACUGGGGAGGCUGAGGUCAGCAUGGGACACAGAGGGAUACUCUUUCUGGAAAAAAAAAAAAAAAGAAAAUAAGACCAAACAGAAAGCACAUAGCUGUAACAGCAUUUGAAAAAGGAUUUCAUUUUGAGGCAAACCUAGGAUAUUUAUUGAAACCCCAGAUCCCAUAUUAAAAGAACAAAACAAAAGGCAAAAUUGGAGAGACAAAGUUUAUCAUAGGGCUGAAUUAAAGAUCGUAACUUGAUUCUGAGAGUCAGUAGACAAUAAAUGUUUUGGAUUUAUAUACGUAUCUGUGUGUCUGCUUGAGUUUAUUAUUCUGUUUUUUUUGAGACAGGGUUUCUGUGUGUAACAGCCCUGGCUGUCUUGGAACUCUCUUUGUAAACCAGACUGGCAUUGGACUCACAGAAAUUCUCCAGCCUCUUCCCAAGUCCUUCCCAAAGGCGUGUGCCACCACAUCCGGCUGCCUGUUUGAGUGUAAGAGCACCACAUUUGUACAAGAGUCCGUAGAGGCCAGAAGAGGGUGCUGGAUCCCCUGGAACUGAGUGGCCUGUGAGCCACCCUGUAGGUGCUGGGAACUAAACCCUGCUUCAGGGCAGUCAGCAGUCUUAAUCACUGAGCCACGUAUCUAGCCUCAACUGUCUUAGGUGGAAAUAAAAAUCAGAUUUGUGGGAUUAGGAAGAGGGCUCGAUGAGUAAGACGGGCUCCUCUGUCAGCAUGAAAAUCUGAGUUCAAAACCCCAGUGGCUAAGCACGACUGCAUAUGCUGGUAACCCCAGAACUGUUGGUAGAGAUAAGUGGAUCCCGAGAGCUCACUGGCCAGCCACACUAGCCAAAUGGUGAGCUUCCAGUUAAUAAGUGGAUUGUCUCAAGGCCCUAAGGAAGUGUGACAAGACACCCAGUGUCCUGCUCUAGCCUCUGCAUGCAUGGACACAAAUGUCCACACACAAAUGCUUCAACUGGAGGGGAGCAGAGGCUUUCCGGAGACCAGUUAGUUGAUAGAGAGUUGUGCUACACGAGGACAGCAGUGGGCACAGAGCUGUUGAGUAUGUGCGGUGUAUGGGCGAUUGUGUGUACAAGAACGUGCACCUGGGUUCCUAUGGAAGCCAGAGGAGAACAUCACUCUUUACACUGUCAUAUGUCACUCUUUACACUGUUUUUUUGAAGCAGGGUCUUACUGAAGCUGGAGUUUGCAUUUCUGCAGUAGUCCAGAAUUUGGCAAACCCCAGAGAUCCUCUCGUGUCCACCUUACUCAGUGCUGGGACUCAACUCCAGCCUUUGUGUUUGUACAGCAAGAGCUCUUAGCUGCUGAGUGAUCUCUCUACACCCUUCAAGUUCAUUAUGAAUGAAAAAAUCAGGUUAAAGAGACAGGAUUUGAUGAUACAGUGGAUGUAGGCACCGGGGCAGGUUAUACUGGUGUGAUAUUUGAUGUCUAUAUUCAGGACAACAUGGGAGUCUAAAAGCAGGAAAUAGUUCUGUUUUGGAUAUGAAUUUGAGGUGCAGAGAAAAAUGUGUAGGCUUAGAUUUUUCAAAUACCUAUUUUAAGUUCUUAAAUGCCUUUACCUUCCUUCCAACGAACUUCCCCCACCACGUGAAGUAGAUUAGUAGGGAAAGGGGAUGUAGACCUGCUUUAUCUACUUCCUUCUGAGAGGGGUUCUUUGAGGAUUACCUAACUCAGUCAGAAUACCAGUGGUCUAGUCAGACAGCAAAGCAGCAGCCGCAACACAAGUCAGCAGAAGCAGAACGAUCCAAGCUGGACCCUGCCCAAAUGGCUCAAGUCCAAAAAAAGUGGCAAAACUCCGCCAAAGCACCAUAAGCAAUUCUCUGGAGUGUGAAGGAUCCAAACCAUUGCAAAGCAUAGCAAUGCAAAAACAUUGUCUCAUCAUCUGUGGGCUUCUAUUUAUCCCUUCUCAGAGUCCACACAAGGAUAUUUUCUAGCUCACAGAAGCCAUGCCCCUCAGAUGAGGUAAUUUUCAGCUGACAACAAGUGCCUUUUCACAGGGGCUGUUUCCAAGAGGGGAAACAUCCUCACAUACCACACUUGGGACCAAAACAAAAACAAAAAAAUGUAUUUACAUGACACAACAGUUUCCAAAGAAACCAGAAACUUCCACUUCAGACAUGUUCCUAUAAUAUUCAGUGAACAAAUAAGCAGGAUCUUGAACUCCUGUAAGUAUGUGAAGUGGAAGUGACAAGAGCCAUCAGAAUAAAUGUGAUAAUGGAAGCCUUGAGAGUGUGAGAUCAUAAGGGAGGAUGUGAAGGUCUGAGAAAAUCACACUUGACACAGAAUUUUGAGUAUGUGACCAAGGGAUAAAUAGAUGGUGGGCCUGGGGGAAAGUGGGUUGAUGGUAGCGUGCUGGCCUAGCAUACAAAGGGCCCUAGGUUUAAUUUGCAGUCAAAACAAAACAAAAAUAAAAGCUGGAAAGUGAUGAUGUUCCAGUGGAAGAAUGACUAAAAGGAUGGGAAGAAAACAACACUAUUCCAGAUCUGUAAAGCAAGAAUGCAGGUCAAGGUUGACUUCGUAGAAUAUGCUUCCAUGCCUUGCAGUCCUGUAUGCAAUCUUACAUGUUUCUCAUGCUGGACUGCAAAAUCCAGCACAGGCACUCGGUUUGCCUUGUUCACUAGUAUAUUCUGCAUAGUACGUAGCACACGGUAGAUACUCAGUAAAGUGAAGGGACCGCAGGGGAGGCGCACGAGGCUGAGGUGCCUUUUGUAGUGAAUAUGUCCCACACUGCACUUGUUUCAACCUUUGUGGCCAAUGGUGAAUAAAGGCGUAUGGAACCUGGGACCUUGGAAGUUCUGUAACUAAGACAUGGAAGUAACAACAGCCAGCCAAGACAAAAAGAAUGUUCCUUUCUUUCCCCUUCCAAGUUCUUAGUAAAGGGCUGGGCCCAGCAUCCCAGACUUUUGUGACUAGGUAAGCAUUAGGAAACUUUGCUUUGGUACCCUCCCAUCAGUGGUUCAAGGUGGCUUUUCGGUAGACAGAGGCUUCUAAGUAUCAAAGCUUCCCCCUGCACAAGCCCAGCACCAUGGGGAAGGGAGACACCACCUCGGAAACAGCAUCGGCUAAUGCCUAUCGCUCUGUCAUGGAGGAGUAUGGUUAUGAGGUGGGCAAGGUCAUUGGCCAUGGCUCCUAUGGAACUGUAUAUGAGGCUUACUACACAAAGCAGAAGGUCAUGGUGGCUGUCAAGAUCAUCUCAAAGAAGAAGGCCUCUGAUGACUAUCUUAACAAGUUCCUACCGCGUGAGAUACAGGUAAUGAAAGUCUUACGGCACAAGUACCUCAUCAACUUCUAUCAGGCCAUUGAGACCACAUCCCGAGUAUACAUCAUUUUGGAGCUGGCUCAGGGCGGUGAUGUCCUCGAAUGGAUCCAACGCUAUGGGGCCUGCUCUGAGCCCAUUGCUGGCAAAUGGUUCUCCCAGAUGGCCUUAGGCAUCGCCUACCUGCACAGCAAGGGCAUCGUGCACCGCCUGACCCCCAGCCUUUCUGCUGCUGGUAGGGACUUAAAGUUGGAGAACCUGUUGCUGGACAAGCGGGAGAAUGUGAAGAUAUCGGACUUUGGCUUCGCCAAGAUGGUGUCUUCUAAUCAGACUGUGCGUAGUAGCCCUUCUUACCGCCAAAUGAACUACCCUUCAAACCUCAGCCAGACCUACUGUGGCAGCUUUGCUUAUGCCUGCCCGGAGAUCUUGCUAGGCUUGCCCUACAACCCUUUCCUGUCUGACACGUGGAGCAUGGGCGUCAUCCUCUACACUCUAGUGGUUGCAAAGCUGCCCUUUGAUGACACCAAUCUCAAGAAGUUGCUGAAAGAGACCCAGAAGGAGGUCACUUUCCCAGCUAACCUCACCGUCUCCCAGGAGUGCAAGAACCUGAUCUUCCAGAUGCUACGCCAAGCUACCAAGCGUGCCACCAUCCUGGAUGUCCUCAAGGACCCCUGGAUGCUCAAGUUCCAGCCCGAGCAACCCUUGCAAGAAAUCAAGCUGCUCGAGGCCAUGUGCCAGCCCGCCAGCACUGCUAAUCAUCACCAAUCCCUGGAAAUCACAACCUGAAAGUGGCUGAAGCAGGAAGUUAAGGAGAAAUGCAGUAGGG
Meriones unguiculatus (Mongolian gerbil) is the source of this 7996-nucleotide messenger RNA. RefSeq names its product testis specific serine kinase 4 (gene Tssk4). Bases 6940 to 7956 code for a protein of 338 amino acids. Lineage: Eukaryota; Metazoa; Chordata; Mammalia; Rodentia; Muridae. Gene Ontology annotation, cellular component: cytoplasm. The transcript has 4 exons. The record is from RefSeq and is a predicted model, not a curated record. Gene Ontology annotation, molecular function: protein serine/threonine kinase activity; tau-protein kinase activity; ATP binding. Gene Ontology annotation, biological process: microtubule cytoskeleton organization; protein phosphorylation; intracellular signal transduction.